Messenger RNA from Fusarium graminearum PH-1, 1872 nucleotides. RefSeq names its product ATP-citrate synthase subunit 1. Bases 1 to 1665 code for a protein of 554 amino acids. Gene Ontology annotation, cellular component: cytosol. The record is from RefSeq and is a predicted model, not a curated record. The transcript is spliced from 2 exons. Gene Ontology annotation, molecular function: ATP citrate synthase activity. Lineage: Eukaryota; Fungi; Ascomycota; Sordariomycetes; Hypocreales; Nectriaceae. Gene Ontology annotation, biological process: acetyl-CoA biosynthetic process; fatty acid biosynthetic process; tricarboxylic acid cycle.
AUGGCUGCCGCUUCCUCUAACAGCCUGUCGGCCAACGACAACAUUCAGCGAUUCACGGCUUCCAGCCGGCCGUUGAGCCCCCUUCCUGACCACGCUCUCUUCACCGACAAGACGCGAUGCCUCGUCUACGGUCUCCAGCCUAGAGCCGUCCAGGGCAUGCUCGACUUCGACUUCAUCUGCAAGCGAUCCAAGCCCUCUGUCGCCGGUAUUGUCUACACCUUUGGCGGCCAAUUCGUCAGCAAGAUGUACUGGGGAACCAGCGAGACUCUGCUGCCUGUCUACCAGCAGGUUGGAAAGGCCAUGGAGAAGCACCCCGACGUCGAUGUUGUCGUCAACUUUGCUUCUUCCCGAAGUGUCUACAGCUCUACCAUGGAGCUCAUGGAGUACUCCCAGGUCAAGACCAUUGCCAUCAUUGCUGAAGGUGUCCCUGAGCGAGCCGAUCCCGAGUGCAAGAUCCUUGUCUUGCUUGGCGAGGUCGGUGGUGUCGAGGAGUACAAGGUCAUCGAGGCCGUCAAGCAGGGCGUCAUCACCAAGCCUAUUGUCGCCUGGGCCAUUGGUACCUGCGCCAGCAUGUUCAAGACUGAGGUCCAGUUCGGUCACGCUGGUUCUUUCGCCAACUCUCAGCUUGAGACUGCCAAGAUGAAGAACGAGCAGAUGAAGGAGGCUGGUUUCCACGUCCCUGCCACCUUUGAGGAUCUCCCAUCCACCCUCAAGAAGGUCUACGAUGACCUCGUCUCCCAAGGCACCAUCGUUCCCCAGCCCGAGCCCGUUGUUCCCAAGAUUCCUCUCGAUUACUCUUGGGCCCAGGAGCUUGGUCUCAUCCGAAAGCCCGCUGCCUUCAUCUCCACCAUUUCCGAUGACCGUGGUCAAGAGCUUCUCUACGCCGGCAUGCCCAUCUCCGACGUUUUCAAGGAGGAUAUCGGCAUUGGUGGUGUCAUGUCUCUGCUGUGGUUCCGCCGCCGUCUCCCCCCCUAUGCUUCCAAGUUCCUUGAGAUGGUUCUCAUGCUCACUGCUGACCACGGUCCUGCCGUUUCCGGUGCCAUGAACACUAUCAUUACCACGCGUGCGGGCAAGGAUCUAAUUUCUUCCCUCGUGGCAGGUCUUUUAACAAUCGGCAGCCGAUUUGGUGGUGCUCUUGACGGUGCUGCUGAGGAGUUCACCCGUGCCUUCGACAAGGGUCUCAGCCCCCGCGAUUUCGUCGAUAGCAUGCGCAAGGCCAACAAGCUCAUUCCUGGUAUUGGUCACCGUAUCAAGUCCCGAAACAACCCCGAUCUCCGUGUCGAGCUUGUUAAGGAGUACGUCCUCAACAACUUCCCCAGCCACAAGCUUCUCGACUACGCCCUUGCUGUUGAGACUGUCACCACUUCCAAGAAGGACAACCUCAUUCUCAACGUUGACGGUUGCAUUGCUGUUUGCUUCGUUGAUCUUGUCCGCAACUGCGGUGCUUUCUCUGCCGAGGAGGCUGAGGACUACCUCAAGAUGGGUGUUCUCAACGGUCUCUUCGUCCUCGGCCGAAGCAUUGGUCUUAUUGCCCAUUUCCUUGACCAGAAGCGUCUGCGAACUGGACUUUACCGUCAUCCCUGGGAUGACAUCACUUACCUCCUCCCCAACCUUCGGGAGGCUGGUGCCCCUGGUGCUGAGGGCCGCGUUGAGGUUUCUCUGUAAGAAAUGGAGAAUGAUAAUGCAAUCGGAAAGGGAAGAAAUAAGGCGUCGAGCAUUUGAUGAUUUUGUGCCGGCCUGGGCGUGUCGUGAAAAAACGACGGUCCAUAUGAGAAUUCCAAUACAAUGUAACUAGUGCUGGAGGCCACAAGAUGGCACUCCAUAUUACUCGCUUGAUCCUAUAGACAUGAAUGUUGAUGUUUGAUAUGAGAC